GGAUACAUCUCAUUUAUAAAUAUAAGCCUGCCCACCACUUGCCACACACCACCGAACCAUGCACAGAACAGAAACAAUGAAGAUGGUGAACAAAGUGCAGCACCUCCUAGUGUUAAUAUGUGUUGUUAUCCCAGCGUCCCUGUCACAGCAAACAUGUACACCAAAGGAAAUACCGGAAAGUGUGAUAAACUGUAACACCCUGGACUCUGUCUUCCUGACAUGUGCCUGUGAUAUCUACAAAUCCUCCAUACUCGAUGUCAUGAGUACCGUGAGCUGCCUGAUCCCCGGACUGGAUUUCGGUAUGAACGCUCAACCCGAUCAUCCUUACCCUGAUAUGCCUGUAUCAUCUGGAAUGCGACUCGACACGACUAUCUCGUCGACGAUGUACCCGCCACCUGUAUCUGCCAUAUUCACCCCUCGAACCCCAAGUGGUGGUCAAUCAGAUAUGUUUUCUAUCUUCAAUGAGGAAUUGUUUGGUCUAAUAAAAAACAUUUCUUCCAGAAUUGGAGAAGAAGUUUUUGACAAACUUUGCGACGGCUUACCAGCGUUACAAAAAUGCGUAAGUUCAGGCUACAAAGAUUCCACAAAAGACGUGGAUGUCAUAUUGAGCAAGUUUUUAAAUUUGGACAACCUAGAACAAGCCCUUGCAUCGAUAUGUAAAAUCAAAUCAGAAAUAUUUGACAACUUUGAUUGCAUAGUAGAUGCGUCAUUUCCCAUGUCGGCAUGCGUGUUGAUGUCCAUGAGCGGAUUGUCACUUAAUUCGGCACAGCCUGGCAUAAUGUCCGGGGAGUUAGAUGCGCUCUGCCCACUUGUUGGAGACGCAUCCCGUUGUAUGGCGAUCCAGGCAAAAACAUGUAGCAACCGACUGGCCACAGAAAUACAGAGCUUAGUACCCGAUCUGCUGUCUCCCACUUGUUCUAGUCUAGCUAAAAAUGGGGCAAAUAAUCCCUAUAUGGCAACUCCGAUGAUAUGCGCCCUUCCAACACUGCAUACAUCACUCAGUGUUAUAAGUACAAUUGGCCCUAGCCAGCCGACUUCAGGAGAAACUGGAACCGUGAUCAAUUCUAUGAUUGAUGUAUAUUGCGGGGAGCUUGCCGAUAUCCUGACGUGUAUCCAUGAAGAGAUACCAACGUCCAUGAACACCAUUGACACGUUCAUCCGGUCGAUUAUUGACGUAAACCAGUUUGCAUACUCCAAAACUGUAGCCAGCUAUAUAUGUAAAGAAUCUAGAGUACAAGCUAUCAAAGACAUGAUACCAUGCGUGCUGAACAAUACCUUUGAUGUAAGCGUCUGCGUUAGCCCAUUUAACAGUCUGGGAUUUAACCUUACAACCAUAGGACGUAAUGAAACUGCAGAUAGAACGACAUACUGUGGACCAAUCAAGAACGUUAGCUCCUGCGCUGUAGACUCCAUUCUAGCCCCCUGUAGCCCCGACGUCGCCACCUUCGCUCGGGAUAUCUUCCAAACUUUGUUGAGGACAGAUUGCAAUGGCGUCAGGAACGGAAACUUGCAGGGCGUGAUCAACGCACAACGUCAAGAAAACACCGCGACGACCAACCAGAGGCCCCUACCGGUCAUCACUGUCCUCGUGUUCCUGUUCUUUCUGCUACUUUAGGACAACCCACAAAGACUUCUAUGUAAACGUUUCCUAACCGUUGAUAAGGUUGAUACCAUACAAUAUCGUAUUAAAUUUACAUGUUAAAUGUUUUGCUACUGUCACAUUGCAAUGUACAUAUCUUAUUUCUUACAUUUACAUGUAUGUUAUCUCAUGUAUUGUAUCCCGCACAGCGAAUCUACCAACCAAAUAUACUGGUAUUUUAUAUAACAAUCAAGACAUAUCUACAUGGGUAUUUUGUAAACGGAAACAAUAACAAUCUUUCCGUCAUACUCUUUAAGGUUAUCCUUAGCCUAUUAGAACGUGAUUUCACUUAUGACUUAAAUUUCAGAAUGAUCUCUGAUUGGUUUUUGUGGACUUAACUGUUCUGGACGGAACUGUUGUCCAUACACAUACAUUCUUUACGUAGAUAUGGCUGUUCCGUUAUUUGCUGAAUGAGUUUGUUUACAAUGUCUAUGUUCUAAACUAGAAGAAUGAAAUAUACAUUUGCUUGUUGAAAUUCACGUAAAAUUGAAUAGUGAUGUUUUGUUUUAAAAUGUGUGACAGUAUAAAAGGCAGUUCUUGAGAAAAUAUUAAAGAAUUUUAUUUCUGAGAUUCGGGGCGCUUCGUAGGUUCAAAUGAUCAGGUGUGUGAAUGCUCCUGAGUCGACAUAUAAUUCCUCAUCAUACGGAUACGUCCACACCUCUUUUGGUGACGUCAUCGAACACUCGGGCCUUAGAAUACCGCCACGUUAGUAAACGCCUUAUGUACUAGUGUCAUGACAUUAUUGGACUUCUAUAAUUAUACGUAUGUACUAGUGUCAUGACAUGAUCGGACUUCUAUAAUUAUACCUAUGUACUAGUGUCAUGACAUGAUCGGACUUCUAUAAUUAUACCUAUGUACUAGUGCCAUGCCAUGAUUGGACUUCUAUAAGUAUACCUAUGUACUAGUGUCAUGCCAUGAUCGGACUUCUAUAAGUAUACCUAUGUACUAGUGUCAUGACAUGAUCGGACUUCUAUAAUUAUACGUAUGUACUAGUGUCAUGACAUGAUCGGACUUCUAUAAGUAUACCUAUGUACUAGUGUCAUGACAUGAUCGGACUUCUAUAAUUAUACGUAUGUACUAGUGCCAUGCCAUGAUCGGACUUCUAUAAGUAUACCUAUGUACUAGUGUCAUGACAUGAUCGGACUUCUAUAAGUAUACCUAUGUACUAGUGUCAUGCCAUGAUUGGAAUUCUAUAAGUAUACCUAUGUACUAGUGUCAUGACAUGAUCGGACUUCUAUAAUUAUACGUAUGUACUAGUGUCAUGACAUGAUUGGAAUUCUAUAAGUAUACCUAUGUACUAGUGUCAUGACAUGAUCGGACUUCUAUAAUUAUACGUAUGUACUGUAUACGUACGGAAAGUGUCGGUCACUGUUAGCACGAUAUGACUGAUCGUGGGAAAAUACAUUGUAUAUAUAUGUACAUUGACGUAAUAGAUAGGGAUGAUAUAUUAUUACUGUAGACAAAUUCAUGCCUUCUGAGACACGUUUCAUUUUCAUUAGUAUUUAUCUAUAUAUUAAUCUCUCCUGACUAAAUAUAAUGUAAAUACUUUAUGUUUUCGUUCCUCAUUUCACCACACGUGAUUAAAUUCAUCAAGGCAUCAGUUCCAUUCGUGUUAAAGAUUCAUGAGCUCAUCAACCCAUUAUUCAUCAACUCACUUUUCAAUCAUUCGCGGUUCAUCUUAUGAUCGUUACAUCACAAACUAAUUGAAAUCUAAAAAAAACUACACCUCAUUGAUGAUCUGUUAUCACAGAAUUUCUCUAAUAAAAUAUUUUUCAUAA
Messenger RNA from Pecten maximus, 3417 nucleotides. RefSeq lists its product as uncharacterized. The transcript is spliced from 10 exons. The record is from RefSeq and is a predicted model, not a curated record. Lineage: Eukaryota; Metazoa; Mollusca; Bivalvia; Pectinida; Pectinidae. Bases 59 to 1615 code for a protein of 518 amino acids.